Podospora bellae-mahoneyi is the source of this 1776-nucleotide messenger RNA. It is a transcript of the gene NAR1, whose product is annotated as Cytosolic Fe-S cluster assembly factor nar1. The coding region runs from base 1 to 1776 and encodes 591 amino acids. Gene Ontology annotation, cellular component: cytosolic [4Fe-4S] assembly targeting complex. The transcript has a single exon. The record is from RefSeq and is a predicted model, not a curated record. Gene Ontology annotation, biological process: iron-sulfur cluster assembly. NCBI's taxonomy places the organism in Eukaryota, Fungi, Ascomycota, Sordariomycetes, Sordariales, Podosporaceae.
AUGUCAGCCAUCCUCUCUGCCGACGACCUGAACGAUUUCAUAUCCCCCGGCGUCGCUUGUAUAAAACCGAUCGAAACCCUUCCCACCGCGCCACCACCACAAGCUUCCGAAUCCCUCGAAUUCGAAGUCAUCCUCGACGGUCAGCAACCCUCUGCCUCACAACCCGCCGGCCCGGCGCAAAUAUCCCUCACCGACUGCCUAGCCUGCUCAGGCUGCGUAACCUCGGCCGAAGCCGUCCUCGUCUCCCUCCAAUCCCACAAUGAAGUCCUCUCCCUCCUGGACUCAGCCCCCAGCCUCGCCCUCUCCCAAGAUGGCACCACCAUAACCACCAACCUCGACGGAAACCCCUCCUCCAAACUCUUCGUCUGCUCAGUAUCCCCCCAAGUCCUGGCCUCCCUCGCCGCCGCGAUAGGAAACAACACCACCCAAUCCCAAGCAGCAAACAUGAUCACCCACCUCCUCUCCAACCCCUCCCUCGGCCUCCCCUCAGGCGGCAGACACAACAACGGCUUCACCUACAUCGUCUCCACCAACCGUGCCCGCGAAGCCUCCCUAGUCCUAGGCGCCGACGAAGUCAUCUCCUCCUCCUCCAACGACAUCAAAAAACCAGUCCUAACCUCCAGCUGCCCAGGCUGGGUCUGCUACGCCGAAAAGACCCACCCCUACGUCCUCCCCUACCUCUCAAAAGUCAAAUCCCCCCAGGCCCUCACCGGCACCCUCCUCAAAACAACCCUCUCCAAAACACUCAACAUCUCCCCAGACAGGAUAUGGCACCUCUCCAUAAUGCCCUGCUUCGACAAGAAGCUCGAGGCCAGCCGGGAAGAGCUCACCGAUGCCGUCUGGAACAACACCUCCAACAACCCAGCCACAACCACAACUCAAAAAGGAAUCAGAGACGUCGACUGCGUAAUCACCACCAAAGAAAUCCUCAUGCUCGCCGAGUCACGCAACAUUAAUUUCUUCUCUCUACCUAAAACCCCCCUCCCCCAAACCACGCCCUUCCCUCACAAAGCCAUGGGCGAUUUCCUUUUGCCUUUUUCCGCCCCGGGGAAGAAAAACGAACAGCAAUCCCUUUCUGCGGGCACCUCCGGCGGAAAUCUUCAUUACAUCCUCCACACGCUCCUCUCCCAAAACCCCGGUUCAACUUUGACCACCACCCGAGGCCGCAAUGCCGACGUAAUAGAGUACUCGAUUCUCUCCUCUUCGGGGGAACAAAUCUUCAAAGCCGCCCGCUACUACGGCUUCCGCAACAUCCAAAACCUCGUUCGGAAGCUCAAGCCCGCCAGACCCCCCCGCAUGCCUGGAGGAAAACCGUUUGGUUCAGCUCGACGACCUGGAAAGGCCGCGGGAGCCACCAACGCGCUGGAUUUCUCCUAUGUCGAGGUGAUGGCGUGUCCGGGGGGUUGCACCAACGGUGGUGGACAGCUCAAGGUGGACGACCCGAUUGUCCUCGAGAGGAUGGGUUUUGGUGGGACCGAAAACAAACCUGGGCCGCAGGAGCAAAAGGCUUGGUUGGAGGUGGUGGAUGAGGCGUACUUUUCUGGUGAUGAUGAGGAGACAUCAUCAUCUGAAAGGACAGAUGAUGGCCUCGUGGUGGCUGGGAUAUCACCCGGUUAUGUUCGGGAUGUGCUGAGGGUGUGGUCGGAGCUGACGUCGGUGCCGGUGGAGAAGUUGGCGUAUACCACCUUUCGGGAGGUGGUUAGUGAUGUGGGAAAGACGCAGACUGACACUGAACGGGUGGUUCAGUUGGCGGGGAAGAUUGGUGGUGGUUGGUAG